Messenger RNA from Astrephomene gubernaculifera, 2302 nucleotides. The record is from the annotation of a GenBank genome assembly. NCBI's taxonomy places the organism in Eukaryota, Viridiplantae, Chlorophyta, Chlorophyceae, Chlamydomonadales, Astrephomenaceae.
AUUCGCGCAUAACCAGUUACAACGUACACAAGCUCCUAAAGCUCGUUUUUUGCAAGUCACAUCUCAGAAGUCUACUCAGUUUCACGUCAUCACACAACAAAUUGGAACGUUUGACAAUAGCUUUAUGGCAAUUGAUGAUUCCUAUGCCAACAGCCCUGCGCUUCGCUCCUUUCUCGCGACUACAGCAACUGCUCGCAACUGCUUGUUUCCUGCUUCAGAACCAAUGUCUUGGCCAGGCGCGAAGCACGUGUACGUGCGCAGCAUAGAGAACAAGAGAGCAAAGACUUCAGACAUUGGAUACGUUACCCUGGCAGGCAUGGACGUCGAGGUUUCAUGCAGCAGGGCCGCACGGAGGUUUUCUUCCAACCUUAACUGCGGAAUCCAUAUACUGGAAUCAUCGUUCAAGCUGCUCGAGGAUUCUUCGGCGUACACAGAUGUAGCGCUUGGGCCGAUGGCUGGGUCCUCGGCGCCAUGGCCUGCUCAGCGCGCCCACUCAGCCCCUCUGAGCGAUCUGUUCCUAGAUCUAGACGAACAAUUUGCGCCUACAACGCCACCUAUGCUCCGGCAGUGCCCAUUCGCCUCGCCGCUGGCAUCUUCGCCGCGCGAUGACGUAAUGGCAAGGCAGCCUUGGGCGACUACAUCGAGCCAGGUGUUUGCUAGCUGCGACCUCGUCUCCAAAGUGGGCCCCACGUCCGGUCUACCAACUGAAGCCUUUGCGCGCUGUGGCCGGGGCUCCCCACCAAACCUCCACGCCAUCGACAAAGCCCCCGACCUAGGCAGCAACACCAGCAGCGCUUACGCCGAAGCUACCGGUAUUUCAAAGCCCACAACGCCGACACCACGCAAGGAGCUAUCCACUCCCUCACUCCAAAGGCACCGCCCUCCUCCGCUCCUACCCCUCCACGCGGCUCCUCACUCAGGGGCCGCCGAUGCCUACCCGCCCUUGGUCACUGUCGAUCUGGGGGAUGUUAACCACCCUCCGCCUCCGCCAUCACCACCUCCUCCGUUCCGCACCUCUGCCGUACCGGCUCCGCUCACACCUUUAGUCGCCGCCGCCGCCGUAGACAAAUCAGUGGCGGCGGCGGCAGCGGCAUCACCUCCGCUGUACAACCUGCUCUGGCCGCCGUACGACCUGAACCAGAGUGCUUUAUGGCGUGCGGGCGACCCGCUGGGGCGGCCUCCCCUGCCUGAUACCUGGCGCGCCCGGAUGAGGAGCCCUUCCCCCACGUCUUCGCUGUCCUCUGGGGACCUCUUCACGUCGAUCGACCUGGGCGCCCCGACAACUACCACCGCCGCGGCCACCACCGGAGCCUCACCCUCUGCCGUACCCAUUCGGUCACGCGGAGGGACCGCCUCUCCCUUUGGCCUCGCCUGGGAGGGGCCCCUGGAGCUGACCUCGGGCCGCAGCAGCUCGGCCGGCAGCUUGGGCGGUAGCAGGGGAGGCGGAGAUGUGGAGUCUGGGACAUUUGGCUAUCACGACGGCUUUGAUGGCGCUACUGACGGCAGCAGCAGCAUGCGGUGGGGGGGCUCCGAUUGGAUCCGCCGGUGCAGCCCCUUUGCGCAGCUGGCAACAGCGGCGGCUGGCUGUGAAGCUGACGGUGACGAUGAGGCCGGUGGCGCGUAUCUCAUGGCAGCGAUCACGGGCACAGCAGCAGCAGGGGGAGCAGCAGGGGGAGCCCCGCCGCCCUCGAAGCACCUCCUGCCUCCGCGCCCCGCCAGCCCCUGCCCUCCUGGUGGUGCUGGUGGUGGUGGCGACCCGCAUGGCUGGCAUGGCGGCUGCCAGGAGGGGGAGCAGGAGGGGGGCGAUGGGGUUGCCGCCCCCGCCCGCCCGCCGCCCCCCAUGGACGAUGAGGAGCUGGACGAGUACUACCUGAACACGCUGUGCGGGGGGCACGACCCCAUCGCGGCAUUCAUGCAGCAGGAGCGGGCGCGGGUGCAGCAGCUGGAGAGGGAGGAGGGGGAGGGGGAGGAAUGGAAAAAGGAGGUGGAGGAGGAGGAGCGGCUGCCGAGGGGCGAGGAGGAUGGAUGUGAGGAGGAGGUGGUAGAGUUGCUGGCGAUAGCGCCAUGUGAGGCGGAUGUAGAGGAGGAGCAGAAGCAGCCGGAAGAGUUUGUCGGAGAGGAGGAGGAAGAGGUGGAUGUGGAGGCAGCUGUCUGGCUGCUGCCGGCGGCCGCAGCGGGCACUGCCGUACGGCUCCCAGCAUCGCUGCCACCGUCGCCUCCUCCGCCUGCACCUCCUCUGCCAACCCCAUCCCUGCGGCCGCUGCAGCUGCUGCUGCGUCAGGACACGCCCGCGGCGCUGGAG